CUCUGGCAUAUAAGAUUUUACAUUAUGUUUUAUUUUUCAGUAACCCCCAUGUCAAACCCUUGAACCAGUCCUCAAAAUUGAAAAUCCUAUCCUCUGUGCUUUCUUGUCACAAAAAAUGGAGUCCCUUAUUGUUACCUCUUCACCUGACAUCACAAAGUUGCUCAGCUCCUCUUCCUCUCCUUCAUUUUCUGCAAAUGGUCAUUCUUCUUUUUUCCUAUAUUUUCCCCACAAUAAGAACUACCCCUCCUCUUCACUCAAACUUAGAACCUCUGUUGUUACAUCAGCAUCAAACAAAGAUAAGAAGAAUAAGAAGAAAUCAGAUUCCCACAGCUUUGUUCCUAAACCCGAUGAAGCUACUGGUCCUUUCCCCGAAGCUCUGCUCCUUAGAGAGAGGAAGGUCCAAGAAGAUGGUAGACUUCUACCCGAGUUUGCAGAUGCUGAAGAGGGUAAGCCAUUAUUUGAGGAACUGUUUGAGGCUCUAAAUCUGCAGUUGGAAAGUGAUCUGAAUGUGGACCAGAUGCGACACUAUGAAGUGGUGUAUCUGAUUCAUGAGGAUCAUGCAGACGAGGUUGAGAGUGUGAAUGCAAAAGUUCAAGAAUUUUUGAAAGAGAAGAAAGGGAAGUUGUGGAGAUUCAGUGACUGGGGUAUGCGUAGACUGGCAUACAAGAUUCAGAAAGCAUCACGAGCUCAUUACAUUUUGAUGAAUUUUGAGGUUGGAGCCAAAUGGAUUAAUGAUUUCAAGAGCAUGCUUGACAAAGAUGAGAGAGUCAUUCGACAUCUUGUGAUGAAGCAGGACAAGGCAGAAACAGAGGAUUGUCCUCCUCCUCCAGAGUUCCACACAGUGGUUGCUGGUACAGAUGAUGAAAAUGAAGAGGAUUUGGAUGAUGAUGACUAUGAUGAAGACGAUUUGGAGGAUGACAUAGAAAUGGAAAUGAAUGAUGAUGGUGUUAUUCUUGUGGAUGCUGACGACGAUGUAGAUGAUAGGAACAGUAGAAAAAGUAACACACACAAGACAGGAAAAAGGAAAGUGAGUGUGUGAAAGCUAGUUGUAUUUAUUUUUGCUCACCAUCUUGGAAUUUUGAUUACUUAUAAUUUUAUUAUAUAUUAGAUUAUAGUUUCGUGA
Molecule: messenger RNA, 1123 nt
Organism: Lycium ferocissimum
Lineage: Eukaryota; Viridiplantae; Streptophyta; Magnoliopsida; Solanales; Solanaceae
Product: protein REGULATOR OF FATTY ACID COMPOSITION 3, chloroplastic
Exons: 5
Coding region: 116-1039 (307 amino acids)
Biological process (GO): translation
Cellular component (GO): ribosome; cytosolic small ribosomal subunit
Molecular function (GO): small ribosomal subunit rRNA binding; structural constituent of ribosome
Source: RefSeq, a predicted model, not a curated record